AUGGUUCGCGAUCCGGUUGAGCGUUUUGUUUCGUUGUAUGGGGAUAUAUGCGAAAAGCAUGAUUGGUGCGGCGAAAGAGACAUUCACUCGUUCGCGCGUUGGGUUUACGAUUUUCAGAGGCAUGACGGGAAAGCAAAGACGAAAAAACAGAGACAUAUUUUGUAUCAUUCAUGGGCACAAACGAGAUUUUGUGGAGUCAAAAACAAAGACAUCAUUUUGGUACACCAUUCACAUGACAAGGCAAAGAUGAAACGCGAAUUUAUGAAACUCUUCAAAAAAGCGCAUGUGCCUAAGCACGUGGCCGCGAAUGCUCUCCGUCACCUCACCAAAUCGAGUACAAGAGACGCUGCUCGGAACUCAUCUCACAAACGAGAAUUGAUUCAAAAAGUGAAACGAAACCCGCAAACAAUGCAAUAUUUGAGAGCUAUGUACUUUGAGGAUUUCAAGUUUUUACGAAGGCAUCAAUUU
Mesorhabditis belari is the source of this 468-nucleotide messenger RNA. The record is from the annotation of a GenBank genome assembly. Lineage: Eukaryota; Metazoa; Nematoda; Chromadorea; Rhabditida; Rhabditidae.